AUGUUACUAUUUGCGUUCAUCAGCAGUAUCUCUGUUGCUAGUGCACGUUCAUUAGCCACUUGCACUUGUAUUCAUUUCAAUGUGAGUGGUUCAUUUCAAACGCCCAACUACCCUCGUUCCAAACCAGUCUCAUCGAGCACAUGCAUUCUCUACAGUUUCAUCGCACCAGCUGAUCAUAUCAUCGAAAUCCUCUUUAACUCAUUCGAAUUUCCACCUCGUACAGAAAGGUUAUUCGAUGAUAUUCCUGAUGGCUCAAUUGAUGAACAUACUGCAUAUAGUGGCGAAUUCUGCGGCAGAGAGAUCGAGCCAGGUCGUAAGUUCAUUUCACUCUCAAAUCAUUUCGUCUUUCACGUUCAAUUCAGCGGCAUUACAAGAGGAUUUCAGGGUGUGCAUAAAUUCAUCUCGAAUGAACGAUUCCAUCAGAAUGCAACUGAGAUUCAACCGUGUCGCUAUAGUAUCGAAGCUGCCGAAGGGAACGUAUUUUCGCCUCAAUAUCCACAUUAUUAUCCGUCAAACUCAAACUGCACGUAUUUUUUCCCUAUGCGGAAAGCACAUAAGUUAAUGCUCAAAUUGAAACUGCUCGAUUUUCGACCAUUCUCGUGCUCAACUGAUUAUAUCGACAUUUAUCAAAUGCAUCCAAAGAUACAUUUGGAUAAACUUUGCUAUGAUUCAAUUCCUCCUUAUUCACUCUCUUCAACAAAAGGCUUUAUAUUGGAAUUUCAUUCUGGAUCGAAUCAGUUGUCGAAAAAUCGAGGAUUCCAUUUCUGGUUCAAAUAUUUUCGUGAAGCAAAAGAAGACAAUUCAGAGUCAUCACAAGCUACACCGUUCGCUUAUUCGGCAUCACACGCCCAAAUUAAGUCAAAGUCGUUAUGUCCUGUUCGAAUAACAUCUCCUUCAAUGAACACGGGACCGAAUGCGAUCAGUUCCGCGCAGAUGGGUAUCAUAAAUUCGUCGAUAUAUUCUUUCAACGAUGAGCCAUUCAAAUGCCAAUUUAUUUUUAUGGGCAGCGGUAAUGAACGAGUGCAUAUCACAUUUUUACAAUUCAAUCUAUUUGAUAGGCUUCAUCACUCGGAAAACUCCUCAAUGAGGCUAGUUCAUUCGAUAUUCAACUCUAUUCAAUUUGAUGCCACGGUGUAUAGCAAAUUUAGAUGUGAUCAAAUGGAUCAUGUAACUGCUCAUAUUCUUAUUGGUACACGAAUGUCUCGCAUUGAUGAUUUUUGUGGCUCAGAAACACCACCAAAAUUGAUGUCAACAAAGAAUUUAAUGACACUUGAGUACGUCGUUCGAUCGACCAAAUCGUUACGCAAAAUGACACCUUCGAAGGAACAUUACGGAUUCGUUAUACAAUACGAAUUCCGUACUGAUCUUGGUCUUUCAGCAAUGAAUGCUGACAGAAAUUAUGAUCAUGUAUGCUACUAUGUAUUCAAUUCAUCAAGACACUCAUAUGGCAGCAUUUUUUCACCCAAUCAUCCGGGUUAUUAUCCUCGCAACAUUGAUUGUCAUUAUGUUUUUCAUGGUAGCGAAAAAGAAAUCGUUGUUAUACAUUUUGAAUAUUUCGAUGUCGAAGGAUUUGCAACGUUUGUUAUACGCUUCUGAUGUGACGAUAGUACACAUAGUGACUAUGUGCUCUUCAGUAACUAUCAAACGCAUGACCGUACCAAUAGA
Anisakis simplex (herring worm) is the source of this 1665-nucleotide messenger RNA. The record is from the annotation of a GenBank genome assembly. NCBI's taxonomy places the organism in Eukaryota, Metazoa, Nematoda, Chromadorea, Rhabditida, Anisakidae.